GGCCUCCGGAGUCACGCCCACGAGAAGUGCUGCGCCCUCGCGGCAGUGUCGACAACCACCGGCAUUCGACAUGGGAGUGUGAGGCGAGACAGGCGUUCACCAGCGCUACAUCGUUUAAAUGGCUUUCCGAGGCCGUCACUUCACAUUUUCUGCGACUUAACGAGCUCGAGCGAGGAUUGACCUAACUGGUUUAACCUCUUAACGAUUAACGACUUGGAAUUUCGAAACCGAAUUUCAAGAUGGCGGGUGGGGAACUGCGUCGCAGCUACACGCAGAUGGACUUCUCCCUUAACAGAGUCAACAUUCGCCCUCAACUCCCCCACCUCUUCCACCAGCAACCGCCCCUCCAGGUGCGCGACCCAAGACGACGUUACAGCGCAAUGCCGGGCAAUGGCAAGGUGAAGCAUCCCACCCUGGACAUCUAUCGGCCGCCCAGUGAGUACAGCCCUGCCCUGCAACGAGGGUUCAGUGUUCGCCUGGAAGGCGCUCAGAACGGGAUGGCCGCCACUCAGAGGUCGCUCAAUGUCCAUGCCCCCGAGUUCACCAUGAACAAGAUCCAUUCCUCCAGAUCCACUUCAAACAUGAUGAUGAACGGAUAUGGUAUGAUGGGUCAUCAAGGAUAUGGUGGGAAAGCUCCCAUGAUGCAUCAGGGUAAGGCGGCACCACCGAUGAUGAAUCCCUUGCAAAUGUCCAAGUCCAGUGGGAAUGUGCUACAUGCCGUGCAGCCCCAGCCAGCUGCUGUGGUCCCCAACACCGUCCAGCAGAUGCAGCCCCGAGCAGUCCACUUCCAGGAGACUGUCAUGGCUGUUCAUGCACCACACAAGCCCUCCGGCUCCAGCUUGAAGAGGUCUAAGAGCCUCAGUGCCACAGACACUCUGAGGACUUCGCCUAUCAUGGGUAACUACUCAGACCUCGGUAGCUUCUCCGCCGAGGUCCAACAAGACAUUCAACAGGCCAUCAAGGACCCCAACGAGAUGUCGGCUCGCUCAUUGAUGACGCUCGCCAAGCUGAUUGUUGAGCGAGCGACGAGUGAUAGACGCUACGCUGAAUGUGCUGCGAAAAUUUGUAUUAGUAUCAUUGAAAAUGAGAAGAAAGAAACUUUCUUAGAAUCGCUGUUAAACACGUGUCAGCUCUCAUAUCAGGAGAGAGACAAGGUGUUGCGUUCUACAGCUACUGGAAGUCGGUGUACCGGCAGUACAUGACUUUCCUGAACGAAAUGUAUGUACAACUGAAAAGGAGCCAACUCCAAUUAAAAACUCAGUAUGAUGGUGUACCGCCACAAAUUAUGUUGUUGACUCUACUCUCAAAAUGUUUCAUUGACUGUCUGCAAGCCAAACCUCUCUCUAAAAUAGAGAUCGAGGCUAUAUUCUUCAUCCUCACGUCGAUCGGUAAAGAUUUGGAACACGACCUACCGAAAAUGAUGAGUCAAGUGUUUUUUCAACAUAAGGGACGUGUUCAUGACGCCAGCGUCGGCGGGCCCGAUCAAGAGCACCCUGUUGCAGCUGAUCGAGCUCCGAGCGUCCAAGUGGCAGAUGCCCGCAUCCGCUGUCAUGUACUAUUACCCGGGCUCGCGUUGACGCAGGACCUCCGGGUCCACCACACCGUUACCGUCUCUCGGUUGUACAAUACUUUCCACUACAACCCGAGACCUAUCUUUCUGUUGAAACUAACUCGUUUAGUUACUAGUCAACUGUUAAUAUUCAGAUGUUUAGGUGUUAAUAGAAUUUUUAUAUAACUAAUUAUUUAUAUGUAUAUAUUGUUCUCUGUUAAGCACAGCAACGUGCUUGUGUAAGACUGCUUAUUGGUUAGUUAGUAAGGUGACUAGCAAUAAAGGAGAUGAGUUUUAGUUUGUUUUUAAGAGGAUA
Homalodisca vitripennis (glassy-winged sharpshooter) is the source of this 1865-nucleotide messenger RNA. RefSeq lists its product as uncharacterized. Gene Ontology annotation, biological process: regulation of translational initiation. The record is from RefSeq and is a predicted model, not a curated record. Lineage: Eukaryota; Metazoa; Arthropoda; Insecta; Hemiptera; Cicadellidae. Bases 240 to 1202 code for a protein of 320 amino acids. The transcript has 11 exons. Gene Ontology annotation, molecular function: translation activator activity. Gene Ontology annotation, cellular component: cytosol.